Chiloscyllium plagiosum (whitespotted bambooshark) is the source of this 5924-nucleotide messenger RNA. It is a transcript of the gene fbxl17, whose product is annotated as F-box and leucine-rich repeat protein 17. NCBI's taxonomy places the organism in Eukaryota, Metazoa, Chordata, Chondrichthyes, Orectolobiformes, Hemiscylliidae. Gene Ontology annotation, molecular function: protein binding. The record is from RefSeq and is a predicted model, not a curated record. Gene Ontology annotation, cellular component: cytoplasm.
UUCCAAUAAGUAAGAACCGUUUAUAAUUACGAAAAAACGCGCGCACACAAACACACAAGAAUGAUGACACCUCUGUGUUUAAGUAUGCAAACGUGUGAAGGCGGUAGGGAGGAACAGUCGCCGGUCAUGCCUUAGAUCAUUUCCUCACUGAAAAGCUGGGUAUAUUACCUUCUGUCAGGUGUCUGUCAGUGCUGCUGUCUGGUAUUGAUGCUUGGAGAAACAUUAUAGAGAAAUUUGAGUCUUCUAUAUGGGCCAUUUUCUUUCAAAAAAUGGUAAGCGUGUGAAGAAGAGAAGACGGAAAGUUAAGAGGAAGUGCUUUCUCCGCGGACCUUGUAUGUUGUGCUUCAUAGUUCACAAUACUUCUCUUGAUGAGGAUCAGUUUGAUAGUGCAUCCAAACUAGCUGAACGAUACGCUGCACUGACCACGACAGAGGAAUGUGCUAAGUUUCUUCUUUCUCCCAAGGAACUUGCUAUCUGGGAAGAACAAGGCAAGAGUUUAUUUUCGAGUGUUCCAACCAAACUGAUUGGGCCACCUCUGUUUAGAACAAUCUCUUCGGACUAUUUGGAGAUGCCAGUUUGCAAACGUAAAUGUGCUGGAGUGCAAACGUGUACACCUCAUAAACUGCCUCGUUCUGCAUUGGAGGGCGUUCCUGACACUAGUUUAAAUAAUGACGUAGCAGAGCAUCCAGUACCCGUGUGUACUUUGCCAGCUUCCACAGCAGAAUGCACUAGUGUGGGUCUUCAGGGGAACAUGGGUGACUGCUCUUCUCUGCUACAAUGUCCAGUGUCCCCUUUGGGACCUGAAGACAAUGAACGUCUCCCUCAUGAUAAUUUUAAAGACUUAAGAAUGGAAUCUGAACCGCCGAAUAUAAAUCAACUUCCUUCCUCUAUACUUCUAAAGGUCUUUGCUCAUUUAACUUUAAAGGAACGAUGUCUUUCAGCAUCUUUGGUUUGCAAAUACUGGCGUGACCUUGGUUUAGAUUUUCAAUUUUGGAAACAGUUGGAUCUCAGUGGUCGACAACAGAUCACCGAUGAUGUGCUUAUGCGAAUUGCGUCAAAGAAUCGAAACACAAUCCAAAUUAAUGUUUCUGAUUGUCGGAGUAUUUCUGAUACAGGAGUGAGUUCCAUAGCAUCGCAAAGUCCAGGACUGCAGAAAUACAUUGCAUAUCGAUGCAAACAACUGAGUGACAUUUCUCUCAUUGCAAUUGCUUGCCAUUGCCCUUUUCUACAGAAAGUACAUGUGGGAAACCAGGAUAAGCUUACGGAUGAAUCCUUGCAGCAGCUGGGAGAGAAGUGUCCAGACAUUUUGGAUAUCCAUUUUGGUCAAUGUUACAAGAUUACAGAUGAAGGCAUGAUGGCAUUGGCACAGGGCUGUCCAAGGCUGCAGAGAAUCUACAUGCAAGAGAACAAACUGGUGACAGAUAAAUCGGUGAAGGCAUUUGCAGAACAUUGUCCUUUGCUGCAGUAUGUAGGUUUUAUGGGCUGUUCAGUUACAUCUCAAGGGGUCAUCCACCUCACUCGGCUGAAGGAGCUCACCAGUUUGGACCUGCGCCACAUAACCGAGCUAAAUAAUGAAACCAUAAUGGAAGUGGUCAAGAGGUGCAGAAACUUAAGCUCUCUGAAUCUUUGUCUGAACUGGACCAUUAAUGACAGAUGUGUCGAAUUCAUAGCUAAGGAAGGACGCAGCCUAAAGGAGCUUUACCUUGUGUCCUGUAAAAUUACAGAUUACGCUCUGAUAGCAAUUGGUCAGUACAGUACAACCAUUGAAACAGUGGAUGUCGGCUGGUGCAAAGAAAUCACAGAUAAGGGAGCAACUCAGAUCUCGCAGACAAGCAAGUCCCUGAGAUAUUUGGGACUUAUGAGGUGUGAUAAGGUGAAUGAAGAUACAGUGGAACGUCUAGUUCAAGAAUAUCCACAUAUCACAUUUAGCACUGUGAUGCAGGAUUGCAAGCGGACGCUAGAACGGGCCUAUCAGAUGGGUUGGAUUCCCAAUACGUCAACGGCAUCAUAAUGCUGUCAAGAAUCUUCUGUAUUAUCACUUUGUCGUUCUUGUAAUUCUUAAAUACGGUAAUGUAGAGUGAGUACAAGAGAAGUCACAAGCAUUGGUUCUGCUGGACUAAGCUAUGAUCACAAAAGACAAUACAUUUCCACUUGUAUGUUCCUGUUUUGACAAUCUUUGCCCUCUGAAGGUUGAAAUCAUGGAUUUUCGGAUAUCCAUGGAACAAAGUUAAAAAUACGAUUCAGGGCAGGUAUCAGUUCUAUCGCAAAAAUAGUUUUGUUUUAUGAAUCAUUUGAUACCAGCAUUCCUUUGUUUUUGUUUUCAAAACAGCUGUAAUCAAACGUGCAUUCAGUAAGUUUAAAGUGAAAGAUUUGUCUUCUUCCUAACUCACUUUCUGUUAAAAGUUACAUCUGAGCCCCUAAUAGAUGUAAUGGGAUUUUUCAGGUGUGACAGUCUUUGACUAAAUUUAUUCAGUUAUUCUCUUGUUCAACAGAUCCUUUUUCAGAUAAUCUGUUAAGAUUACAUCUCAUUUUAUUAUAAGCUUCGUUAAAAAUCUGAAUUCCAUUUUGUUAAGUUUUAUUCAUCCUUGAAAUAAUCAAUUACACCUGAUGAAGAAGACGAGCAACAGCCCUUAUAAGAUUUCACUAUAGACAUAAGAAUCAAUGGAGUGUUUUUCCCCUAGAUCCGAACUUUUAACUGUGGCCAGCAUGUACAAUAAUGACUGACAUUUUAUUACUGUUUGUAUGUUCUUUUUUCUACAUACACAGUUAUUAAGAACUGGCUUGAGCAAGACAUAGUUUUUAUAACAUGGUCAAAGUAAAAUAAAACUAACUUCUGUCAGUUAUAAAAUUGUUGUAAAUAUCAUGUCUGAACACUUAGCAGAAGAGAAGUGUUUCAAAUGGUAAUAGUUAAAGUUGAGGGAAUUAUGCUGGAUUUCUCUGUUAUUUGAUAUUUGUCAUUAAAUGAACAACUUCUGUGGAAACGACUGUACAUGUUAUGUUGUAUUUCAAAUUCAAAAGUCAAGAGGUUCAGUAUUUUGGCCUUCAGUUUCUAGCCAAAGUGAUCCAACUUUAGAAUACAGAGCAAUUGUACAAUUCUUUAUUUUUUGCAUGUGAUAAUUAUGUCCUACCAGUUCCUGAGUUACUUAUAGUAUCAUUAGAAAAUGCAGUGUGCGAACCUAUGAUUGUUUGAAAAUAAAGAGUCAACAAAGUGUUAGCCAUUUUGUCAAGAAAUCGUAGGGAUCUAAAAGAGGAUGUGUGUCUUAAAUAUAAGUGAUUUGGAAAACAAGUUGUUUAAACCAGUUGGAGAAUGGACUUUAUUGUUCUGUGACUAUUCUGAAAGUAAAUAGAAAGAAUGAAGGAGAAGGAAAAGACAUUUAAAAAGAUGUUUGGUAAAUACCACCUUUCAGAACCCGUGGAGUAAUUGAGGUGCUUAAGAUAACUGGCAGUAACUGAGUGAUGUCUCUAACUGGCGGUCUCUACGGGUCUUGUCUCAGAUCCUGUACAGACACGUUAAACAAGUUUGUCAGUUUUCCAUUAGAUUGAUUUUCCUCAAGUGUAGAAGAAUUAUCCAACUUUGUUUUGGAGACUCAAACCAUUUUCCCAAAAUUUUAUUUUUCUGAUUCAUUCUGCAUUGAAAUGUAUUAAGGAAUUUUGGAAUUCACAACUAGUGGAAAUAAUUUAAUUUGGGGAAUAUACCAACAAUUUGAGGAAUGUAUUGCAAUGUUUCUGUGGAAGGGUUAGUUAAGGUGCAACCUUACAGAACUUUAGGUCAAUUACCAAAGGCUCCUGAUUAAAGUGAAGGAAUAUUUAUUAGUUAAAGUAGUUCCCUGCACCCUUUCUAUCUGAAUAGCAAUUAUAGUUGUAAAAAAUUACCUGGCUUUUGCUGUAAGAUUUGUUGCUUGCAAGGAAUCUCACCAUCAUGGAUGUCUUCAUUUCCUUACUGCAUCAAUACUUUCAGUUGUACAAAACAGCCUUUUGAAUCUUGGAUUAUGUACCCAUUUCAGUGGAGUCAUGUAGGAAGGUCAGUUCAGAGUGAACCCAGCAAAUGCUCUCUUUACACAGAAUAGACAGUGAAGAAACGGGCAAUUCACCUAGUGUUGAUAUUUGUACUCCAAGUGUCCCCUCACAUUCAAAUCAGUCUUUCAACAUGUGUUUACUAUUCUCUUUUAUCUCAAGGGUAGUUGGAAAUGUGGAAUUGAGGUAACAAUCAGAUCAGCCAUGGUCUUAUUGAAUGAUAAAGCAGGUUCCAAGGGCUGAGUAGUAUGCUUCUGAUCCUAACUUGUAUAUUCACAUACUGAUCCCGUUGCCUUUUGAAGGCUUCUAAACUAUUUGACUUAGCCACAUUUUACACUCAAAAUAAUUACUAAGGAAGAAUAUUUUAUCUAAUUUCCCUAUUGAAUUGAAUUUGCUCUGAACUAAUUUGUAUUUUUGACCCUCCGUUUUGAAUUCUCCCAAAAGUAGAAGUAUUCUCUCCACAUCUAAGCCCUCAGAAAUUAUUCUCAAAAAAUCAGUAGAUAUUAAAUCUUCUCUUUCCUAAAGAAGAAAAUCCCAAUCUUUUCGGUCUUUCUAGAUACCCGUAAUUGCUUCUUUACAAUAUCACCCAUUUUUGGCAGUAUCUCGCCAACUGUUUUUUUGCCUCAGGAUGGCUUGGUGGCUCUGGUCACUGACAGGUCUCUGUCAGAUCAUGAAUUUAAUGGCAUUGCAAUGCAAUACCUUAUUGAGAUGUGAAAAUCCUUUCAACAGAAAGUUUCCCUCAGAUUUUUAUUCCUUUUUAAAGAUUUGGAUGUUCCGUAAUUCUAUACAUUUUCCAAAUAGUCAUAACUUCAAAACAAUUUAGGACUGUUUCAUGUUAAUACAUAAUCCCCAAAUCUUACAUUUUAAAUAAGCUAAAAAUUGUGUGAACUUAAUGAAAGAAAUAUGUGACAAGCGCAUUUUUUCAAUAUUUAAAAUGGAUGAUUUUCCUCAAAAUGUAGAAUUUCAAAGUUCAGAUGCCUCAUUUGAAAUCUUCUAUGGAGUGUUUUUGGUUGCGUCUUUAAUUAUUUUUUCUCCUAUUUUUGUAUCAUUUGCUACUGCAGAGUUAGCCUGAUGAUUUUGUCUUGCAUAAGUAUACACAAGCUCAUAACAAAUCUAGAUUUUAUCUGCAAAUUUGCAUGCAAUUUCGAAGGACGUCAUUGAUCUUAUAAGUUACUCGGCUGUGUCAAAUUGAUGAUGACUGGAAUAGGUGUACCCAUAAUUUUCAUUCACACAAGUUAAUCUUAACAAAGCCUCAAGCAAGGUUUGAGAUUACAAGGAUUUCCCAUCCAAUUAGUGGGUAUCUGGACUAGAUUCUCAAAUGAUGAAGUGUUAUUAAUACUUUCCUUUAACAAAAGAGCUCUGUAAGUAUCCGGUUAGGAAUUAGAUUGAGAGUUGUAAUGAUGAAUACUGGCAGAAAUGAUUAAUGGGACAAGAUGGUCCUAUUAUUCCGCUGAAACAAUGGAAUGUCAUGGCAACUGGACAUGGAUAACUAAUAUCGGGCUUAUUGUCAAGUCUGAGGUUUCAUUUCACUUAACUUUCUUGGAAAGGCAGUGAGAAACUUUACAGAGCCUUUGUUCAGCUCGAUUUGGUAUGAUCCUAAAUAGAGAACUGUACAUGCAUGAUUGUGAAAGAAAUGUUUGAUGGGCUGAUUGGUCUUUUCUCAAUUCUAGCCUUUAAUUCUCUACAAAUAUUGAAUUUCCAAGUGACUUAUGACACUUUUUCAUCCAUCGAAGUUUUUUUUCUCUAAUGGUGGAAAUUUGAUUUAUUUUACCAGGAAGCUGUUCAAUGAAAAUAAAUUGUAAUCUGUUACUUGUAACAGCAAUAUGACACAAGAUGAGAAAAUAAAAUGUUGGAAAUUACUUACUGAUUUGUUGCAAAAAGAUUGUCCAAUAAACACUAUUUCAAACUUA